Messenger RNA from Manis javanica (Malayan pangolin), 4907 nucleotides. Lineage: Eukaryota; Metazoa; Chordata; Mammalia; Pholidota; Manidae. The record is from RefSeq and is a predicted model, not a curated record.
GCAGUGUUGUCCAGUAUUUUUACAUUCAUUCUGUUUCCACCUCUUUGAGUGUGAUCUCUGCAGUUUUCAAAUCCCCUAAUUUGAGUGGGUUCCACCCUUGUCUAAGAAAAGUGGUUUAAAAGCUUUGCCCCGCAAGCACCAGAAGAGAACUCAGAAAAAGGAAGACAGCAGCACAUGCAAUCGCGGAUGUGGCUUUAGUCCUUGCUGCUGCCCCAGAGAGCUGUUCCAGCGCGCCGUCCUCAGUAAUGAAUCCAGAAGAGAGAAUCGUGACAUGGCUGAUAUCCUUGGGAGUUUUAGAUUCCCCCAAAAAGACUAUCUGUGACCCAGAGGAGUUCUUGAAGUCCUCGCUGAAAAAUGGGGUAGUGCUGUGCAAACUGAUCAACAGACUCAGGCCUGGCUCUGCAGAAAAGUACUAUCUGGAGCCCCAAACUGAAGCCGACUGCAUCGCCAACAUCAGUCACUUCCUGAAGGGAAGUGCAACCCUUCAAGUGGAGGUAUUUGAUCCUGAUGACCUUUAUUCAGGGGUCAAUUUCUCUAAGGUUCUGAGUACUCUUUUAGCUGUCAACAAAGCAACCGAAGAUCAGCUAUCAGAAAGACCAUGUGGACGUUCCUCUUCUCUUAGUGCUGCUAAUAGUCCUCAGACAAACCCACAGGGAGCAGUUUCUAGCACAGCUCCUGGGCUGCAAAGGCAGUCAAAGGCAGUGGAGAUGACAGAAAAUGGAAGUCACCAGUUGAUUGUAAAGGCAAGAUUCAACUUUAAGCAGACUAAUGAAGAUGAACUUUCCGUUUGUAAAGGGGACAUCAUUUAUGUCACUAGAGUUGAAGAAGGCGGAUGGUGGGAAGGCACAUUAAAUGGGAGAACAGGCUGGUUCCCUAGCAAUUAUGUUCGAGAAAUUAAAUCCAGUGAGAGACCCAUCUCUCCCAAGGCUGUGAAAGGAUUUGAAACUACUCCACUUACUAAGAAUUAUUAUACCGUGGUGUUACAGAACAUCUUGGACACUGAAAAAGAUUAUGCUAAAGAACUCCAGUCCCUCCUUGUUACUUACCUAAGACCCCUGCAGUCCAACAACAAGUCGAUUCACGGAAGCCACAUAUGUAUUGUUUUCAGCCUGAGUACUGUGGAGUUUACAUCUUUACUGGGAAACUUCGAGGAAGUAUGCACCUUUCAACAGACACUCUGCCAAGCCUUGGAAGAAUGUUCAAAGUUUCCAGAAAACCAACACAAAGUAGGAGGUUGUCUACUGAAUCUCAUGCCUCAUUUUAAAUCCAUGUAUCUGGCUUACUGUGCAAAUCACCCUUCAGCUGUAAAUGUGCUCACCCAGCACAGUGAUGAUCUGGAACAAUUUAUGGAAAAGCAAGGUGCGUCCAGCCCAGGUAUCCUCAUUUUAACAACAAGCCUCAGCAAACCAUUCAUGCGGCUGGAAAAGUAUGUCACUCUCUUGCAAGAGUUGGAACGGCACAUGGAGGACACCCAUCCAGAUCAUCAGGAUAUUCUGAAAGCAAUCAUCGCAUUCAAAACUCUCAUGGGGCAGUGCCAAGACCUAAGAAAGAGAAAACAGCUGGAGCUGCAGAUCCUUUCAGAACCUAUUCAGGCGUGGGAAGGGGAGGAUAUUAAGACCUUGGGCAAUGUCAUUUUUAUGUCACAAGUAAUGGUGCAGUAUGGAACAUGCGAGGAAAAAGAGGAGCGGUACUUCAUGUUGUUUUCCAAUGUCUUGAUAAUGUUAUCUGCAAGUCCUCGGAUGAGUGGCUUUAUCUAUCAGGGGAAAAUACCGAUAUCAGGAAUGGCAGUGAUGAGAUUAGAUGAAAUUGAAGGGAAUGACUACACAUUUGAAAUCACAGGUAACGUAGCAGAGAGAGUCGUGGUCCACUGCACCACCAGCCAGGACUUCCAGGAAUGGCUGGAGCAGCUGUCCAGGCUGAUCAGAGGGCCUGCGUCUUCCAGUUCAUUGUCCAAAACAUCAUCGUCCUCCUGCAGUGCUCAUUCCACAUUUUCCCAGUCUUUUAGCUCUACUGGACAGCCCCGAGGACCCUUGGAGCCUCCUCAGAUUGUAAAACCGUGGAGUUUAAGUUGUCUACGUCCUGCACCUCCACUUAGACCAUCAGCAGCUCUAGGUUAUAAAGAGAGGAUGUCUUAUAUCUUAAAGGAGUCUAGUAAAAGCCCCAAAACGAUGAAGAAGUUUCUUCAUAAGAGAAAGACUGAAAGAAAGCCAUCAGAGGAGGAAUAUGUGAUUCGGAAAAGUACUGUAGCCCUGGAGGAGGAUGCUCAGAUUCUUAAAGUGAUCGAAGCCUAUUGUACCAGCGCAAAUUUUCAACAAGGCCAUGGUUCAAGUACUCGCAAAGAUUCGGUCCCACAGGUCUUACUCCCCGAGGAAGAGAAACUCAUCAUUGAAGAGACCAGAAGCAAUGGCCAGACCAUCAUUGAAGAAAAGAGCCUUGUUGAUACUGUUUACGCCUUGAAGGAUGAGGUCAAAGAACUGAAACAGGAGAAUAAAAGAAUGAAGCAGUGCCUGGAAGAAGAAUUGAAAUCAAGAAGGGACCUAGAAAAGCUGGUCCGGAGGCUGUUGAAGCAAACUGAUGAGUGUAUUCGGGCUGAGUCCAGUGGCAAGACCCCCAUUCUUCCAUAACCACCACUGUGCAGCUGGGCAGAGCAUGCCUUUGGGGCAUCUUGAAAUGCCCAACCAAACAAUUUGAGUCAGUUUGCUCCCUUCUUCGGUUUUUAUUUUUGGUCUGUGUCAGUCUCUCUCUCUCUUUCUCUCUCUCUCAAUUUGUUUGCUUGAGCAUUUGCUGUUGGUUAUUGGUUGGCUGUGUAUUUUUUUUCAACAGGGAUAAAAGCAAGAGGUGGUGGUAGAAGUCUCUCCAGAGUCUCUUCAGUUCAGCAAGAAAAGGAAAGCUAAUAUAGGCAAAGGACUUAAGUAGUCUUCAGAUGGCCUUCCAUUCACAGUGCCUCUUUAGCAGCCAUUACCGCUGGGUCACUCCUGUUGGGCUGGCUGCUACCCCAGAGGAGCUGGCCAUGGCUUUAGUGAAUGUGAACUUGACUUUUCCCCCAAUGCUUUCCUGUACUUGGAAGUCCCUAAGUACCUAAUUUACUGAAGGCAAAUUGAGCUCCGACUAGAGUAGGUGAAAGACUAAUACAUUUAGUCUUUCACCAGACCCAGUGACCCGGCUUCCCUUUCCAGCCCAAUAUGUGCUACCCCCUCAAGCAUGCUUUCUUUUUUUUUAAAUAUUGCCCUAUAUUGUCUAUAAGACCAAGAAAAAUUAGUGCCCAUAUUCCUUUUAUGUUGGUUUACAUUUUAACUCUGUGGGGCAGAAGCUCUGGUCAUCCGUGCCAACACCCAAUCCAUUAGCAAAUUGCACUGGACAGUCCUGCCCUUUAGCAGCAGAGCUGACCAUCUCUUCACAACGCAUGACAGGUUUUUCCCCUAGCCUUCUGCCUCUUGUAUAAGUUUUAUAUUUCCCCAGUGCUUUUAGCCAGCAUACCAAACACUGUGUAAAGUAGUAUGUGUGUGCUUUUCCUACUUUUUAAAAACACAGACUGUGAGCAGUCACUUUAUCUACAUUGUCUAUUCUAAUGGUGACUUCUCAUGCUUCAAAACAAUCUGCAUUGAGGAGUUACUGUGCCCUAGUAGACAGCUUUAAUUCACUUUAUUGGUCUCCUGUAUGUGCUGUGAGAAGCUGAAAUGUUCAUCCGCCUCUUUGUGUAGGACUCUAAGCAUUAUUUGCAGAAAUGUGCCGUUGGUCCACUUUGUAUAUCUGGAAAGAAAGGGCCCCUCUGAUAGCUGUGUGCUAGUUACUAGUGAAGCUGAUAAUUUGGAACUGGUUUACUCAAGUUGCUCAUUGAAGCAAACCAUUGCUUUUGUAAAUGUCUCAGAAAUUAGAACUGUGAUAAACCAAGUUUAGAAGAGGGUCAGAAAAGGACAGCACACGUCCCAAUUCUGCACAAUUGAAAGUCAGCCCAAGGUGUGAGGACAGAGCCAUGCAACCCACCCUCUCUGUCCCAAAGACAAGUGCAGCUUGGCUGGGUGGGGAAGAUCACUGGAGAGAGAGGCAAAGGGCCAAGGGGCUUAUCAGCGUUGUCUUUCAGAUACAUUUGAUGGAUGCCUACAAAUAUGGGUUUUGCAAAUGUUGGUUAGAAACCAAACUUGAAGCUUGAAACCCCCAGGUUGCUAAGCCCUUUUUUUUCUAGUACGGGGGUCUCAAGUUCCCAUAGCUAUACGGUACAGGGCUGUUGACUGCGUGUUGCACAGCAGAAAUUACAUCAUCCACAGGAAAUGGACUAUUCCUGCCAUCCACCAUCAGCCAACCACACACAGCUGGCUUUGGAAGCUGAAGAGUAAAGAUUUCUGGGAAUGGCUGUUGUUGUGUUUUUAAGCACAGCAGUUUAGAUAUGCAAUCCUUAACGUCAAAAUUAAAAACAACCCAGACGUUAACAUCUGCCCUGUCUGUGGUUAGUCAAUGGCUUGCAAUAAAUGAGCAAACUAUAUCCAUAGGAAACAUUUUUGUGAUUACAAAAUACUUACUUGAUAGGUAUAGGAUUGCUUCAAAUACUGAAAGGUCUUUAUUUUAAAGUGACAUGUACAUAUGCGUGUUUUGGGGACUUGGCCCUUCUGACGAGAAGCCCUGGGUACCCUCGGGUAAUGAUGCUUGUGCAGAGUGGUGUCCGUGGUUACCCACUAAACAAUAAUAUAAAGGAAAUGAAGCCAUGUUAGUCUGAGAGCAGGGUCUCUGUAGCUGAGCUGUUUACAAUGGGUUCCUGUUCCCUUGUAGCUAAACUGCUGCCUGAGAGGCCUCUCAGGCCCUCUUCUGUUACGCCCCUUCUUACACACGCUCAAAUUUUCUAACUUGUUUUUAUUUUGAAGACUUUUAAAAAGGACAUUUUCAAUUAAUAAAAAUAACAGUGCUUUAUAAAA